CGCCGGAAUUUCACCCCAUGUGCGUUGACCAUAAUCUCCCACCCUUGGUUGACGCAGAUCACAAUAUUAUUAACAUUAACCAUUACAACAAUCCGUUCGACACACACCCUUUAUCUCUCCAAGCUCUAGAGUCCCAAAAUAUUCAGGAUCACAUACCACAAUUUGAUGAAUCAACCGAUUCAAAGUCAAACUCAAACGCAAAGUCAAAGUCAGUAAAUACAGUGUUAAGUUCUACGACCUCCUUGGAGCUCCUGAGCCGAUACAGGAGCAAGUUCAUCAGUUCAAAAGAAGUUUCGAUUGACGAAGUAGGGACGGAUAGUGUGGGAACACUGUCCACGGUGGAAAUUAUCAAUUUGGCAGCUGAGAAGUUUAUAAGUUUUUCGGCGAAUAAAGCGAAUGGAUACACGAUGUUUACGCACCCGUAUGGGUCUUCGGCGUUUACUAGGUUAUCGAUGGAUGAGAUUAGAGAGGUGGAGCUUGUUUUCCAGCUUUUGACUGCUGCUGAGAAAGUUGGCAAGAAACAGUUUGAAAUUGCUAGUAAGUUUUUGGUACGGUGUGGGUGGGUGGCGUCGGAUGAUGGUUCUCCGGUGGAACGACUGGUGUUUCAUUUGUGUGAUGCUCUACAAGAAAGAAUUGGGAAAGAAACCGGAAUGCCUGCUCCUAAGAAACCAAAAAAAUUCGAUCAAAAGAAUGAAAAUCCUUUGGCACUAGGAGCUAAUCCAUCAUUCUUGGCAUCUCACCAAACCCUUCCAUUCACUCAAGUUUGGCAACUUUGUGGCAUACAAGCAAUCAUUGAUCAAGUAGGGACAUCAAGCAAGGUCCACUUGAUCGACAUCCACAUUCGUAGCGGUAUACAAUGGACGGCUUUGAUUCAAGCAUUGUCAGAACGAAAAUCAGAAAUCGAACUUCUAAAAAUAACCGCCUUUGCAACAUCCUCGGAUAUCCAAAAGGUAGGGGAAACCGGAAAAAGAUUAGAGUGUUUUGCAAAAACAUUGAGUUUACCCUUUGUGUUUAAAAUACUCGUGUUAUCCGACAUUACGGAGGUGAAAGAAGAACAAUUCGAUGUUCAAGAUGGUGAAGCGGUUGCGGUCUAUUGUCAAGUAAUACUAAGAACAAUGAUCUCAAGGCCCCAAAGUCUCGAAAAUUUGAUGAGAGCAAUUCGAAAAAUCAAUCCUUUGGUUAUUGUUGUGGCUGAGGUUGAAGCCAAUCAUAAUUCUACGUCUUUUGUGAACCGGUUUACUGAGGCAUUAUUUUUUUACGGUGCUUUUUUCGAUUGUUUGGAAGCAUGUAUGUGCCGCGAUGAUGUUCAUAGAGGCAUAUUGGAAGGUGUUCAUUUUGCUGACGGGAUGAAAAACAUUGUCGCAUGUGAGGGUGACGAGCGGGUUAGUAGAAGUGUAAAUAUAAACACAUGGAGGUUAUUUUUCAAGCGGUUUGGGAUGGUGGAGAUCGAGUUAAGCGAUUCGUGCAUGUAUCAGGCUAACCUCGUGUUGCAACAAUUUUCGUGUGCGAGUUCUUGCACGCUCCAAAAUAACGGCAAGUGUUUGAUUAUUGGGUGGAAAGGAACUCCAUUGCAAUCUCUUUCGACAUGGAAAUUUGUUCAGGAAUGAUGAUCACGAAAACAUGUUUGUUGAUUAAAGUCGUGUGAAGAUCUUUUUUUUUUUGUGUAAACUUUAUUUCCUGUCUAGAGAAUCUAAGCAGAUGGCUUAAACCAAUGUAGUGUGAAGAUAUUGUGAGUUUUGGGCCUUAGUCCACAAGAUAAAUAAGACACAGCCCACCAAUUGUAUGGGCGUGCACUUUAAUAAAAACAUUAAUUGCACACCGAAA
Messenger RNA from Helianthus annuus (common sunflower), 1824 nucleotides. Its product is annotated as DELLA protein RGL1. The record is from RefSeq and is a predicted model, not a curated record. Gene Ontology annotation, biological process: regulation of DNA-templated transcription. The coding region runs from base 18 to 1607 and encodes 529 amino acids. Gene Ontology annotation, cellular component: nucleus. The transcript has 2 exons. Lineage: Eukaryota; Viridiplantae; Streptophyta; Magnoliopsida; Asterales; Asteraceae. Gene Ontology annotation, molecular function: sequence-specific DNA binding; DNA-binding transcription factor activity.